ACAUCCACAGUUUGCAUUAAAAGCAAACUAAAGUGCAGACAGUGACGAGCAGAUUACUCACUGCAAAACGGAGAUUGAAGGGCAGGCUGACCGAGAACCCUCUCUGCAUUUGAAUGUGGCAACAAUGAUAAGAUCUUCGGAGAUAUUAGCGAAUCACGAGACUCCACUCAGACACUCCCACGAUCAUUCUAUAGCUUGGAAAUCUGCUACUUAGGAGUUAUGCCUAGCUUCAUGGCUGCGAAGGGGAAAGUCGACAUGGAUAGGGUUUUGGGGAGGGGGGGUGAGCGGCAAUGGCGUGACAGAAAAUUCUCGAAGGAUAUAGUGCACCAUAGAUGCACCAAACAUCUUCCCAGGCGUGACCGAAAUCAUACUUUUGGAGAUGUUGGGCUAGGGCCACGCACAGACGCGGAGGGCUAUGGCGGAGCGAAUGGAUGGCGUCCAAAGCUUCCAAGCGCUAGCUAGGAUCGUGAGCUUCGAGAAUAGGCGCCAGCAUGGUGAUGAGCUGUGGCGAUGCAGACGCAGACGAGGGUGAUGCGGACGAGGGUGGGGAGUUUGUGGGAAGGGCCAAGGCUCGCUCAAGUUGCCCGCAGCCUCUUAUAUUCUGCUUCUCUCCCAUUCUCUUGUUGUUGUGCGGAUGAAGGCUCUCGAUCGCUUCGGUGUCUCAGUGGUUCGUGAUUGAUUUAUCUGGUAGCUUCGUACGUUGUAACUCGCGAGAUAAACUUAUAAAAUUAUUAUCAUUGUUAUUAUUUCGUUUACAACUGGGUAGAAGAUCAAAUUCCAAGCAGGUCUUGGGAGCCUUGUCUGCAGAGUCGGCAAUCGAGCCGGCCGCGCCCAACCUGCUGCCCCUAUGAUACUCUUUUUGGGGUCGGUAGCUACGUUAGGACCGAAAGUAUUGUGAAAAUUUUCUAUUAUAUUACUGGCGUAGAGAAUACAAUGAAACGUAUCUUCUCGUGUUGUAUCUCAUUUGAUCGAACCACGGAAGAAAGGGAUGAGCCAAACGAAUCGCAAGGAGCGAUCAACCUUUACGCUGUUCAGGAGCCUGUUACGAAUCUGAGAAGAAUGGAGUCGCAAUUGACUGGAGAUAAUCCCCAUCGUGCUCUACGUUCAGUGAGAGUGUGCAGGAAUUUCAGAUGCUCCAUUUGCUCCGGCCAAGGACUUGUAUACUCUGGGGUUAGAGAUUGUAGGUUUUGUUGCCAUCCCGGAUCAAUCCAAACAGGUUUUGUUACGGAGCCUCUAGACCCAGGUGUAUGGAGCAAGCUGCCGCUUGAUCUCCUGGAAUUUAUCUUUGCUCGUCUUCCCAUUGAUUUUAUUGUUCGUCUCCGAGCUUUGUCCAAGGCCUGGAAGCGUGAAUUGUCGACCUGCUCCUCUUUCACUACAGAAUGCGCAAAGUCCCAGCCCAAUCUCGGUGCAAUUAUGGGUUUCAGCACCGAUUCGUGCUGGGUGAGAGUGUACGAUACCACAGUGAUCCGCCCCCCAUAUGAAAAUCCUCGCAAGUGGCACGCGUUCAGAAUUAAAAACAUUCCAAAGCUUUAUGCUUCUUCGAUGACAGCUUGUGAUGGAGGGUUGGUUUGUAUUGUGCCGCUGGCAACCUUGCAACCUGUUCUUGUUCUAAAUCCGUUAACGAGGGAAUGGAGGCAGCUCCCUUUGCAGCGUCUUGUGAAACAUCCUGGGAUGGUGCAGUUGAGAGUAGACCGUGACACACGAAUGUAUGAAGUUAUAUUAGUUGGGUUUAAGGGCGGAAGCGGAGUUAUUGGCGAGUCUUAUGAUUCAAAUAUCAACCAGUGGAGUGCAGUGGCAUCCGGUAAUGUUAUGGGUCCUUUGUGUGAAUAUCCAAGAACAAGUCAUCUGGAGUACAUGGGAUGGGUUCAAGUUUACAACGGCUCGAAAAAUCUCCUUCGUGGAUACAGACUUCCUAAGCGUGAUCCAGACCGGAUUGCAAGUACUCGAUGGCGCGUUUUAGGGUAUGCGACGUGCAUGAACAAUUUUUAUUUCCUAGAAUCUGAGAUUGGUGAACGAUUUGAGGAUGGAAGAUUGCCGGUUCGUUUCAAUGUGUCGAAAUUUGAGGAAGGUAACUGGAGGGUUGGUUCCCAUGAAUCAAUUCGAAUUAGUAAACCUUCUGUAAAUUUCGAGUUCCAUGUAGAUAUUCCUGAAGGUCCGAAGCUGCUCGUGUGCAAGUCGUUCUUCAUGGUGGUGUUUCGCGGCUAUAACCACAAUUACUUCGUGCUGAUUUUCUACGAUUUAGAGAACAACAAAUGGCAGAAGUUUGACUUGCAGUGUACUGAGUACUCCGUCUCUAGGAAGGAGAUGGAGACAGCAUUCGCGUGUGAGCUUCGGUGGGAUGCACGCCCAUAAGCUUAAAAGCGUGAGCAUUUGCUGCAUUUCUUUCUUGUAAAUAGGGUUAGGAUUCAGACGUGGGCGAGUUUUCGGGUAUUUCGAUGUAUGUUCUGCUGCUUUACUGCGUGCAUGGAGCUGAUGGACCUGCUAGGCGUGCGCAGCUUUCCUCAAGGGGGCAGUUUGAAGAGGAAUUUUGCGAAUUUGUUUGUUCAAGUAGGCAAUUUCGAAAUCGUGCUCUAUUAUGAUAGAACUGUUGGAUUCAAUAGCCACUUUCUGCAUAUAUUGAUUGUUGUACUUGAAGAAGCACGAUGUCCAGAUGAUCCGUAAAGUUUGCUCUUGACAUCCUGUGCUGCGAUUGUAAGAUAUUGAGGAAAAGCAGAUUUGUCUGUUGAGGUAACAAGUUGAGCUAGCGUUGUGUGCUUACGAUUUUGUUGUUCGAGAGCAUCACUAUUCGACUCAACGUAGCACGAUCUUCUACACAUCAUUCUUUUGUAGAUAAGCUAUAAAUCGUAUUGAUUUGAGAAAACCGAGACAAUAUACUCAGCACGGUGGAUUGAAAUGA
Physcomitrium patens is the source of this 2896-nucleotide messenger RNA. RefSeq lists its product as uncharacterized. The record is from RefSeq and is a predicted model, not a curated record. Gene Ontology annotation, molecular function: protein binding. Lineage: Eukaryota; Viridiplantae; Streptophyta; Bryopsida; Funariales; Funariaceae.